Molecule: messenger RNA, 525 nt
Organism: Colletotrichum acutatum
Lineage: Eukaryota; Fungi; Ascomycota; Sordariomycetes; Glomerellales; Glomerellaceae
Exons: 3
Coding region: 1-525 (174 amino acids)
Source: RefSeq, a predicted model, not a curated record
AUGUGUUACUUCUACUGCAUCCAAACUCCGGAGCACCAAGGCUCAGGCGGAGAUGCCACCAUCGCGGUGCCCUCAGGAUCAACAACUGCCAGCGCAACAGCAACAGCAGGCCCGACGCCUCCUGCUCCGACUCUAGACGGCCAACCUUCGAACUGCAAUAAGUGGCACGUCGUUGCGGCCGGCGACAACUGCGGCGUCAUCGAGUCCGAAUACAGCCUCACUCACUCCCAAUUCCUCGAGUGGAACCCCGCCUCCUCAGAAGACUGCCUCACGGGCUUCUGGGGCGCGUACGCAUACUGCGUCGGCGUCAGCGGCGGAGGCGGCGCUGUCACCACGGCCCCACCUGCCACCACGACCUCCGCAGCCCCGGCCGAACCCACCAACGGACCAGUUGCGGCUCCGGAGCCCAACCAGGCCGGCAACGCCAUCGCUUUCUGCAACAAGGACGGCCAGGCGCAGUCCGGCGACUGGUGUUCGGCUUUUGCGGACCGUUACGGCCUGGCUUACUCUGACUUUUACGCUUGA